Messenger RNA from Hydra vulgaris (swiftwater hydra), 523 nucleotides. RefSeq lists its product as uncharacterized. The record is from RefSeq and is a predicted model, not a curated record. Lineage: Eukaryota; Metazoa; Cnidaria; Hydrozoa; Anthoathecata; Hydridae. Gene Ontology annotation, molecular function: structural constituent of ribosome. Gene Ontology annotation, biological process: translation. Gene Ontology annotation, cellular component: mitochondrial large ribosomal subunit; ribosome.
AUAUUAGAUAUGUUUUUUGUGUUGAAACAGCUGUCUUCUAUUUAUAAUAAAAAUUUAUCUGGACCUCUUGCUGCAUUAAUCCCAACAAUAAAUGCUAGUCCAUUAGUAUGUCAAGUACGAGGUGCUGCCAAGAAAACUGCAGGAUCGUGUCGUCAGCAGAAUCAUAACAGAAAACGUAAAGGCAAGCGUUACGGCCCAAAGUUUUUAUUUGAUCAGCUAGUUCAGCCUGGUCAAAUAUUAUUUCGUCAAAAAGGAUUUCGAAUGCAUCCGGGUAGAAAUGUUGACUAUGGCAAAGAUCAUACAUUAUAUGCUUUAAGAGAAGGUCAUGUUAAAGUAACAAAAGAACUUGUGCAUAGGCCUCCGUGGUGCUCGCAUGGCGAAGGGCCAUAUUUUGAAAGAACAUUUGUUCAUGUUGCAGAACGUCCAAAAGUUCGAAAACUUGUUUGCUUGAACCCCGAAAGUUUAAAGCAUUUACUUAUUUAAUUUGAAAGUCUUUAGAAUAAAAUGAAUAAUACAAAAAAAA